Messenger RNA from Diversispora eburnea, 414 nucleotides. NCBI's taxonomy places the organism in Eukaryota, Fungi, Glomeromycota, Glomeromycetes, Diversisporales, Diversisporaceae. The record is from the annotation of a GenBank genome assembly.
AUGACUAUCGAUAACCCCACUAAAAAAGGUAUUAUGAUACACCAAAGAAUGUUAGAAAAGGCUGUUAAUAGGAUUGUAAAAAUAAGAAUUUCAAAUAAAAUUAAAAAGAUAAUUGUGACAAUGUUAAAACUUCCUGUCGCAUAUAAGAAUAAAGGUGGAAAAAUUGUAAAGAUUAAUGUGAAGAGUGUUGUGAAGAUUAUACUGGCUACCAUUUUUCUUGAUUCAUCUCUUGAAAUUAGCCAUGUUAUUAUAAUAGAUGCGAUUAUUGCCCAAUCGAAGGCUGAUACAACUAUUGUUAACUUGCUGAGACCAUCUAUCACAUAUGAGAAUAAAGGUGGAAAAAUUGAGGACAGCAGGACGGCUAAGAUCCGAGCGACAAUUGUUGUUAUUAAUUCAUCUUUUGUGAAUAUGUAA